Stereum hirsutum FP-91666 SS1 is the source of this 453-nucleotide messenger RNA. RefSeq lists its product as uncharacterized. Lineage: Eukaryota; Fungi; Basidiomycota; Agaricomycetes; Russulales; Stereaceae. The transcript has 2 exons. The record is from RefSeq and is a predicted model, not a curated record. The coding region runs from base 1 to 453 and encodes 150 amino acids.
AUGCCUCCUGUGUCGACCAUCCUUCCCAAUCCGUCAAUCAACUCCACCACCUCUGUAGACUUCUCACCAAAGGAGUCGUCGAAUCUCUACAUCCUGACAAGCUUGUCCAGAACCUCUGCGGUCUCGAUGCCGGAAGUAGCCGCCUGCUCUUGGAUGAAAGACAUGGGCGAGUCUGCAAAGGGAUCGGACGUUCUGAGGAGUGAGGCGGGUUCUACACCUCGAGUCGCCGCGGCAGCUCAAAUCUGGGGAACUGGAACGGCGAACAGCCCGUGUGGGAGCCCAGAUGGAGAGGGAGCGUCCGCCUUCCCGACGACACUCCCGCUGUUGUCGACCGCGAGGAAACUGGUGUGGCGGCUAGUCGUUCGCCGUCGGGUUUUUGUGGAUGUCAGAACGUCCGAGCUCACGUUCGGAGAUGACGGCCUUGGCCGCGAGAGUGUGCAGACGAGCGAAUGA